CACGAGUGACACGUCUUUAUAACGCGGUUGAGAAAUCGGCAAUUUUUCUUAUUUUUUGAAGCUCUUGUGACGCUUCUCUCUUUUUCUCGUCCUCUUUCUGUGGACUUUGCACGAGAUCGUGACCUUUCGUUUCCUCCAUAUAUUUACACCUAAGAUUGCAUUUUUUCCGUAAAUACUAGUGAACGUGUUCAUAUUAAGAUCGGAUCUCUUGACACGAUCUCCGCAAUCGCUCGUGAAAAGAUUUUCAAUCUUAUUGCAAAAAUUAAGAGUCCAGAAUUCCUCGACAUAAUUCUUUUUUAAAGAGAUCUCGGAAAGGAAGAGUGUUAGAUCAUUCUUAAAAUCUAACGAAGAGAUUUGAAAAAUUUUGUUUUGCCUCUUUCUGAAAAAAAGAAGCCUAUAUCGAGCAAGCACUGCUUCUGAAAAAAGAAGCCUAUAUCGAGCAAGAAGACAAUUGAUCACAGCACUAACAUGAUUGUAGAGUCAAUUUUUAUGGCAGAAGGAUCUUGGAUGAUCCUCUCUGUCUGUCUGCUGUCACUUCUGUUAGCUUUAUUGAUAAAGCGAGGAAGAUUUUUGUACGCCUUGAGGAAGGUACCCUAUCCCACAGCACUGCCCAUCAUCGGUAAUGCUUAUCAGCUCAACUGUUCGCCAGAAGAAUUUUUCCAGAAUUUGAUCAAAUGGGCUGAAGAAUUUGGUAACAUUUAUUUGAUUUGGGUCGGCCUGCGACCUUUUAUCUUUCUUUAUAAAGUUGAAGCGAUACAACCCUUGCUUAGUAGCAGUACCCAUAUUGAUAAAAGUCUGGAAUAUGAAUAUCUGAAGCCAUGGCUUGGUACCGGCCUGGUGACCAGCACCGGUGAAACAUGGCACUUUCGCAGGAAAUUAUUGACGCCGACGUUCCACAGCGGUCUUCUCGCAACAUAUUUUAAGAUUGCAAAAGAAGAAAUGAAUGUUUUAAUUUCUUGUUUUGAAAAAGAAAGUAACAAAUGGUUCGACGUAGUACCCUAUUUAAAACGCGCCACUCUCGAUAUUAUAUGCGAAUCUGCAAUGGGAUAUAAACUAAAUGCUCAAGUAAAUUCCGAAAAUGAAUAUGUAGAAGCUGUGGACAAAAUUGCAUCUAUUGUACAAAUGCGUUUCACAAACGUGUGGGUAUCAAAUGAUAAAAUUUUCAAAUUAACCAAAGCAGGAAAGGAGCAUGAUCACGCACUUCGUAUCAUUCAAGACUUUGUUGACAAAGUAAUCGCACAGAAAAAGAUCGAAUGGCAGCAGAAACACGAUGGGAACCUCAAUGAACCGCCGAAUAAGAAACAGGCUCUAUUGGACUUACUGCUCGACAUAUCGAAGAAUGGAACUGUGCAUCUUUCAGAUGCGGAUAUUCGUGAUGAAGUAAAUACUUUUAUGUAUGCCGGACAUGACACAAUGGCUACCAGUAUAUCCUGGACGCUUUACGCGUUGGGGCGACAUCCCGAAUAUCAGGAAAAGAUCUUAGACGAAUAUUACAAUGUAUUAGGCACAACAGAAGUAACAUUACAAAAUAUCCACAAAUUAACAUGGCUGGACGCCUGUAUUAAAGAACAAUGGAGAAUAUAUCCAGUAGCACCGCUCAUAGCGAGACAAAUCUAUAAACCGAUCAAUUUGAUGGGUAACAAAAUUCCACCAGGUUCAACAGUUCUCAUCAAUUCUUAUCUGCUGCAUCGAGAUUCGCGUUUCUUUCCCGAUCCGCAUAUUUAUCGUCCAGAGCGUUUCUUACCGAAUAUUCCAAAAUUACCUCCUUACAGCUUCAUCCCUUUUAGUGCUGGAUCACGCAAUUGUAUCGGCUCGAGAUUUGCCACAUCGGUCAUCAAAGUGGCUGUGUUAUCCGUGUUAAAAGCUUUCCGCGUGGAAGCCUUCGAUACAGAAGAUCAAUUGCGCUUUAUAUCGGAAUUAGUACUUGUAAAUGCGAACGGACUUCGUCUAAAAAUAACACCACAUUAACAAGACGAAAAAUUAUAUUUUUAAAAUAUGUCCUAUUUAUUAUAUUAAAAUUUAUUAUAUUUAAAAUUACUUAUUGUAAGAUAUAUGUCCUAUUUACUCUAUAU
Messenger RNA from Camponotus floridanus (Florida carpenter ant), 2072 nucleotides. Its product is annotated as cytochrome P450 4c3. The record is from RefSeq and is a predicted model, not a curated record. Bases 469 to 1968 code for a protein of 499 amino acids. NCBI's taxonomy places the organism in Eukaryota, Metazoa, Arthropoda, Insecta, Hymenoptera, Formicidae. The transcript has 8 exons. Gene Ontology annotation, molecular function: iron ion binding; oxidoreductase activity, acting on paired donors, with incorporation or reduction of molecular oxygen; heme binding.